AUGUCUAUGGCCAAAACUAGUAUUCAAGUUGCAGUUUCUGAGGGUGUUACUGAAAAAUUAACUGAAAUAUUAGUACAAUUUAUCAUAAAAUAUUGUCAUAAUACUGGACUAGGCAUAAAGAAAAUAUCCUUACCUCUAAGUAUAUUUUUUAUUAAAGUUGUAAAACAAGAAACAUCACUUCUGAAUAUGGCUUCUGAAGUUCUUAAGCCAUUUGUUGAAGAACAUAAUAAACAUCAUAUUUCAUCUUCUAAAACCUGCAGUUACUGUUUGGGUAAAUGCCAUAAUAUUCAUGGAUAUUCAAAGUAUAACUCUGAACUAGCUGACAAAGAGAAUCAUUAA
This is a messenger RNA of Cetraspora pellucida, 339 nucleotides long. The record is from the annotation of a GenBank genome assembly. NCBI's taxonomy places the organism in Eukaryota, Fungi, Glomeromycota, Glomeromycetes, Diversisporales, Gigasporaceae.